Messenger RNA from Botrytis deweyae, 1538 nucleotides. RefSeq lists its product as uncharacterized. Bases 275 to 1012 code for a protein of 245 amino acids. Lineage: Eukaryota; Fungi; Ascomycota; Leotiomycetes; Helotiales; Sclerotiniaceae. The transcript is spliced from 2 exons. The record is from RefSeq and is a predicted model, not a curated record.
GAUCGACAUGGCCCACAGCGAGUGUCUACAUUGCAUUUCACAUCAUAUAUAUUAAGACUACUCUCCCUCGAAGUUUGUACCACAUCAUAUUUUCUGACGAUAUAGUCUACUUUCUUUCUCUAGUCGCUCUCUACUUCUACAUUCAAUCCUUCCAAUUUUUUUCGAUCUCUACGAUCUCGUCAAUCCUUACCAGAGUCUGGACACUCUUUGAUUUUAGAUACAUACAUUCAUACAUUCAUUUACAAAUUUACUUCUUCCUUCCAAACUCGCAAAAAUGGUUCUCGCAACUUCUAUUCUUCUUCCUCUUUACCUUUACCCUACUCAAGGUGCUUGGACCUGGGCCACCAAUGCCAUUGCAGCUUACCCCUCUCUUGCAUUCACCAUCAUUGUCAACCCGGAAUCUGGACCAGGAGCUCUCAAUGACUACCCAGAAGAUGAAUAUAUCUCUGGCAUCACCAAUUUGACAAAGUAUGACAAUGUCAAACUUUUGGGAUAUGUGGAUACCCAAUACAUGGCCAAGAGUACUGCUGCCGUUGACCAAGAAGUCGAGACUUACAAAUACUGGUCUACCUACACCAAAGGAAACAUCGCCGUCGAUGGAAUCUUCUUCGACGACGCAGUCAACGAAUGGACAUCCGACUCUUCCAGCUACAUGACCACCAUCGCAGACAACGCACACGCUCUAAAUCUCACCGUCCACUUGAACCCCGGUACUAUCGCUGACUCCGAAUUCUUCAACAUCGCCGACAAAGUCGUUAUGAUUGAAGAUGACUACUCCGCCUAUUCCUCCAAGAAAGGCAAUUCGUUGAAAAAAAUUGCAAGUACCAAACAAGAGCAAAGUUCGGUCAUUAUUUACGAUUUCAGUGGUUCUCAAUCUCAACAGACUAAUACCGUUAACUCGAUUGUUGCUUCUGGGGUUGCGGAGGUGUAUAUUACGACGGUGGAAUAUACAAGUCAGAGUAAGAUGUGGACUCAAUUCGUGGCUGCGGUCAACAGUGCAGUGGGGAACUAGAGUAUUAGUUUGGAAGGUCGGUUAUGGGGUUCAGUGGGGCGGUCGGGGACCGAAGAGAGGGGAGACAACGUCGAGCUGGUGAAUUGACGGAAAGUUGUAUUUGGAUCCUGUGGAAAUCCUUCUAUUCUUGUUUUUACUUUUUGGUGGGAAUGUAGAUUCUUGGAAGCAGGUGUUAGGAAAAUUCACAUACAUUUCUAUGUGAUGGAAAAUGAAAAUAUCAUGAUCAAGUGCGGAAAAUGGCGACUUCUUUUCCGCGUAUCAUUGUUUUCACUGAAACCACUUUCAGUUCUUCGAUUUCAUGAAUGUGGCUAAAGUCUUUCCAUAAAGAGUUCCCUCUCCAAAUUCUAGCUAUACUGCAAAUCCUCAGUCAUAUGAAAGUCUUUGAUAUUGCGAAGUGCAAUAUCAGUAUCUCCACAGACUCCAAUAAAUGAAAUAAGUCAAACAUUCCAACAACUUCCCCGAAGGAAACUACAGGUUUCUAUAUCCGUUAUAUUUUUAUUGUUUCAAUCACUACAACUGAUCUGUA